Pseudo-nitzschia multistriata is the source of this 3183-nucleotide messenger RNA. Lineage: Eukaryota; Bacillariophyta; Bacillariophyceae; Bacillariales; Bacillariaceae. The record is from the annotation of a GenBank genome assembly.
CACGUGCUCGACCGAGCAAAAAUUGGAUUACUGGUGUACCAUACAGUAAAUGUAACCAGAAAAUGUACUCUGUUGAGCUCCGUGUUAUUAUCGUGUGGAGAGUUUUGGUACUGAGGGUUCGAGAGCUUGACGCCACAGUUGCUCUACAUAAAAGUACGAGUACUACCGUACCGUACGGGAGGGGUGCCGUACCGAGGGGUCCAGUACCAUACUCUACGUAGUUGGAAGAAACGGGACAAAAAAUCUUUGGUGGGAGAAUCGAAUCGAAUAUCGAAUCGAUAAUGGAAUGAAAUCAAAUUCCUUCUUCUUCUUGCCUUGCACGCGAGAAGCGUAUCUCAUUUCUGUUGCACACGAAGUGCGCAGAUCUCCUCCAAAGAUCUCUCGCAAAAACUGUGCAACCCUACACUUUACAGCGUUGUGCAACCAUCCAAGCAAUCCGGAGCACAGCAACGCCGACCGAUAUCCAAUCCAAUCGAUUGCAAUCGAUUGCAAUCGAAUCGAUUGCGAUCGAAUCGAAUCCAUUCGAUUCCAUUCCAUUCCAACUCGAUCCAGCAUGGUCCUCAACGCCAGAAAGAUCUUCUCGGUGCUUUCCAACAACCACUUCGAAAUCGAGGCCAGCCGGGCCGAAGAAAAGCUCCGGAGCGAGUCCGAACAGCUGUUGCUGCCGACCGAAGCCAUCGAAGUCGCCUUCAAGAGCAGGGGGGAGGGAGGCCGGGACAAGGCCUUCUUCACGUCGGUCCGGGUCCUGGUCCAGGACGGAAAGGGGCUGGGCCGCAAGCGCAAACACUACAAGAGCAUUCCCUACUCCGGAAUCAGGGCGUUUUCGGUGCAGACCGCGGGAGCCUCGUCGCUGGACACCGACACGGAGCUCCGGAUCUGGCACGAGGGCGAUGGAAACGAAGGGCCCUUCCAACUCGACUUUUGCCGGCGCGGCGUGGAUUUGUUUCGCAUCCAGCAAUAUUUCAACGCCAAGGUCUUUGGGGGGGCAGCAGGAGCAGAAGGAGGAGCAGCAGAAGGAGCAGUAGGAGCAGUAGAAGGAGCAAAAGCAAAAGCAGCCAAAGAAGAAUCAACACCAUUUUCAACGUCAACGUCAACACUCCUGUCGUGGAUCGCGGACGACGCCGUCUCGAUCGAUCCGGUGGAGGCGGGGCAGCGCUUCGGGAGCAAAGCAGACCGCGCCUCGGGCUGGCCGGUCCUGGUGGAGGGAGAAGCCAUCGAGGCGGCCUACAGGGCCCGCCGGGACAUGGUGCUCCUGACGUCCCUGCGGUUGCUGGUGGUCGACGCAAAGGGCCUCUCGGGAUCCAGGGUGGAGUUCCUGUCGGUCAAGUGGUCCUGCGUCCGGGCCUUUUCCGUGGAGACCUCCGGAUCCUGGGACCUCAACUCCGACUUUGUGGUCCACACGAACAUUUCUUCCCUGCGAAAGAUCAAGCAGGACCUGCGCAAGACCAAGACGGACGUCCUUGCGGUGCAGAUGUCCUUUUGCGACAAGCUUCUCGGCGGGACCGCUUGCGGUUCCGCUUGCGGUUCCGCUUGCGGUUCCGCUUGCGGUUCCGCUUCCAGCGCCAACCCCCCCCCAACCGUGGAUCGCAGGGAGGGCCAUUUCGACCCAGGGCCUUCCCUCUUCGGAGGGGGGAACAACCGACCCCUCGACGCGGCCCUGGUCGAACAGAACUACAAGACUCACCCAAAACUGCUGCAGGACGACGAAUCCGUCGAGCUGGCCUUUGUGGGCCGCCGCGACCUCGUUCUUUUCACCAACAAGCGCAUCCUCGACAUCGACACCAAGGGGUGGACCGGGAAAAAGGUGGAAUACACCUCGAUUCCCUACUCCUCCGUCCUGGCCUACGCCGUCCAAACCGCCGGGAAACACGACCGCGACGCGGAGGUGGUGAUCUACACCGACAUGCGCUACGAGUGCGAGGGAGAAGAAGGAGAAGAACCCGAUCCGGGCAUGUCCUGCCUGGAAUGGGAUUUCAACAAGAACCUCGUGGACGUCCUGCACCUCAAGAGGUACCUCAACCAGAGGCUGCUCUUCCUUGCGGGCCGGCCCACCCGCGCAUCGCUCGCAUGGUUCGCGUCCGACAACGUCAACGCCAGCGCCAACGCCAACGCAAGGGCCGCCCCGGAGGAACGGGGGAUGGAAAAACUCUUGUCCAAGUGGGGGGGGGACCAGCGCACCAUCGAUGCCGGGGAGGUCAACCGGUCGCUCCACGACGACCUCGGGCUCCUGCUGGACGACGAAACCGUGGCCAUGGCCUUCCGGGCCGGCCGGGACGUCUCGUGUUUCACCAACCGCCGGGUUCUGAUCAUCGACACAAAGGGCUGGUCCGGCCGAAAGAUCGAGUACCUUUCGAUUCCCUAUGGGUCCGUCGGGGCCUUUUCCGCCGAGUCCGCGAGCACCAGUGGCUGGGACCGCGACGGCAGCGUCAACCUAUACACCAAAAACCACUGGACGCUUUCCAAGGUCAAGCUGGACUUUCGAAAGGGCAAGGCGGACAUUUUUGCAAUCCAGACCUUUCUCUCUGCGAUGGUCCUGGGCGGAUCGGGAACCGUGUCCGGCGGCGACACCGCAUCCGCCCCGAAUGCAUGCGGCGGAUGCAACGAUGAUGCAAGCUACUAUUGCAGCCAUGGCCCAAACGCCUCCAACGAGCCGCGGCCGGUGCAAGCAGCAGCGGCGGCAACGGCAACAGCAACAGCAACAAACCAUUCCGAUGCCGCCGGUGUGGGAUUCCUUACCGACUGGAUCGUGGACAUGGCGGUGGAAGAAGAUCCGAGCCUGGCGAACACCAGGCUCCACGGCAAUCCAGCCCCGGUACUGCUCGGCGGCGAGUCCGUCGAGAAGGCGUAUCGGGAGGGCCGGGAUUUAUGGGUCUACACCAACCUGCGCCUGCUGAGGAUUGAUGCGAAGGGACUGUCGGGAACCAGGGUCAAAUACCAGAGCAUUCCCCUGCAGGCACUCGCCGCCAGCGAGGGGGCUUCCGCCAUAAGGGCCUUUGCCGUAGAAACGGUGGGCCACAUCGAUAUCGACGCCGAGUGCUUUGUCCAUACGAAUCUCCCCUCCAUCGGUCGCAUUGUGCAAAGGGUGCUAGUCAAGAGGGGAAACAUUAUGGAUCUGCACGAAUACCUAGGGUCCAGGCUAUUGGUUCCGUGACACCGGAAAAGCAAUAACGCAACAUAACAGCU